Messenger RNA from Purpureocillium takamizusanense, 2808 nucleotides. RefSeq lists its product as uncharacterized. The coding region runs from base 1326 to 2579 and encodes 417 amino acids. The record is from RefSeq and is a predicted model, not a curated record. NCBI's taxonomy places the organism in Eukaryota, Fungi, Ascomycota, Sordariomycetes, Hypocreales, Ophiocordycipitaceae. The transcript has a single exon.
CGCGACUUUACUUUUGCAUGGUGAGGUGAGCGUCGAGCUUUUGCUGCCCGACUGGAUCGAUCAAUGUGGGCGUCGGCAUGCGAUUGCCUGUAUCUCGAUGGCCUUGUUCUCGAACAGGCUCGGGGUGACCCAGAGUCGGCAUUACGCAUCAUGUAUGAGCAUUGCGAGGUCGACUUUAUUAGCGGAGUGGAAGGUGGGUGCCACGGUGGAUGGUGAGUGGUAAGACUCUGGCGUUGUUUUGUCGAACAUUGACACUGCUAGGGCGGCCUCGCUCACAACGCCGCAGAAUGUGGUCGCCCUGCUUCAGAGACGGCCCUGGGGGUUUCUGCUAGGCAUCAAGACUUACACACUAUAUGAUGUCCAGCUUGACUAGACUUUAAGUGACGGAACAGAAGCAACGUCUCAUGAUGGGCGGGCAGGCGGCAUCGGAAAAAUAAGGACCUGGGUCCAGCCCGCUUCAGCGACUGCAGCGCCUCAUGGAUGCCGUUGCAGACCGGUAACAGUGGGCUAACCGCUAACGACACCAAAUUUAGGCUCUAGGCAACUUGCGCACUAACUCCAGGGCCAGCCCGUUCCACCCCAACGGGGUCAUCACGAGUGUGCCACCACAGACGCGUCAACAGCGUCCGUAAAGGCAGCGCCUUGUAGCACUGGCCAUACCAGAAGACUACUUUCCAGCCAAGAAUAUACUGAGCGUAUGAAGGUCCACGGCCUACAAUGACAUCAGGCCGAAAGAAUAAUGAGCUGUAGUGUAACUAACGCUGCGCUUUAGUAACCAGCAGGUGCCCUAGCGACGGUGAUGUGCUUCCGGUAGCUAGAAUGGGCGCCAGCCCGAAUAUCAGCAUCAAGUUCGACUGAUGUCCAAUAUUAACCGGUACGUAACACAGAUUUUCAGAAGCGACGCGCCCUUUCCGCCCCCUGCAACAUCAUCGUCAGCCGCAAACAUGGGGCCAUACAAGGCAGCAAAGCUACUGCGGGCUUCCGGUCGGUCAUUGGGAGAGCUCGAUGACGCUGGCCCGACUCAACAGUGCGGACCGUGCCGGUUUGUGCAGCUCAUGACGGAUCUUCUGCCAAUAGUGGCAGGCGUUUUCCUUGAAGGCGUUUUGGCUAAAUGUGUCUUCCAAACACCCCAAAAAAUGCAGGAGAGGUCCGGCAUUAGGAUAGGCUAGCGAGAGGGCUAUCAGUCGCACAUCAUGGCGACCUCGCCCGCGUGUCCUGGACCUGAUGAGGCUAACGAAGGAUCUUAGUCGCGUUUUGGCUCAUUACAAUCAAGGAUCCCCGUCAGAUCGGGGCGUGUCUUUGCGUCACCCAGCGGCUCGCCAUUUAUGUACGUGGGAUGCCACUUCUUCGACUUCUUUCUUUACGUUUGCCGACUGCUUCUCGGGCUGUCGCAGACAAGGCUCCCUUUUGCUCCCGGCAAAGGUGAAGCUAUACAAAGACCGGUGACGAUGCGGCCAUGGGCGGCUGUUGUCGCUGCCCUCUCGCUGCUUCCUCUGGUCUCGAGUGAUCUUUUGCGUACCGACUUCUCAACCCUCUUCCCACAGUACAACGAGGCGUAUCGCUACAUCCUCAACAAUGACUCUCUUUGUGGAAAGAUUUACCGCGAUUUCCGCACGCGCAACUACCAAAACGAGCACGACGAUGGCGAUAACGACGCAUUUAAACUCCCCAAGGCGGAUGUCGACCCCCUGAACGCCGCAUUCGGGCUCAACACCGCCACACAUCAGCUAGUCGACUGCAUACUCAGGAACACGCCCGAGAUCAUCAAGGUCCGAAUGGCGAGCGCCCAGGUCCUUCUUGGCCUGACACCCUCGCUGCUUGCCGUGCUCGGGCCCACCCCCUGGCACACCGGCGUAAUUGCCGCCGUGGGGAAGCGUCGCCUGGCCGCGCUGCUGAUUGCCGCUGGGUCGCCCGCGCUGAGCCCGUCGCUGAGCAGCGGGGGCCAUCUGAAGGACAGCUUCCUGCGGCCGCGACACAACCAAAUCCACGUCCCCGCAUGGCUGGGGCGGGACAUUCGAGCAGGGCGGGGAGCUCGAGAGAAGCUGGCGAGCGCGGCUGGAUGGGCCGUCUUCUACUGCCUCGCUGUGGCAUCCAUCGGAAACAUGGCUGAGGUGGCGUACCGCAUUGGCUCCCGGGCCAUCUUCACCUUUGUGCAGGGCGACGGCUGGUUGAUGUUUCUAUGGGCCUUUCUGGGCCUGUCCAUCCACGCAAUCGGUGCCAUAACGGUCUUCCUUCGCGUCAGGCACAUACCAGUACCAAAAUCGGAAGUAGCAGCAAGUGGGCAGAAGAAGCUGCGGAUAAAGAUUCUGCCCCCGACGACGGCCACAAAGCUCAUCACGUGGUUUACUGCUGUGUACACGGUGAUUCACGUCUUCUUCGGCACUCUUUUGUUUUCAAGCAUCUUGUUCGUCUCGGUGCAGGACAGCGUGUUUAUCGUCUUGCGGCUCCUGGCUUCCGUGCUCUUCUGUCGCCUGGCGGCAGGUUUCUUUACUGUUCUCGAUCGACGGGAUGUCGAAGUAGUUAAUCGGGAUGCGCAAACGGACAGCGUGGCUUCGUCGGCGCAGGAGGGCAGUAAAUGAUGACGACUGGCCAGGCGUGACAGGGAUUAGUCGCGUGACAUUUCAUGCAGAGUUUGUGGUGUUGGCGAAGAAGAGGAAUACGGCCGAAUUAUGCAUCCUUCUUCCGUGCAGCGUUUUGCGCCGAUAGUAGGUUACACACUUGACGAGGGAAGGCUUGCCAAACGUCCCUAUAUCAGCCACUGCGCCAAAUACAACCCCAUGGCCAAAUUGAGUUUUCAUAUUACUGUCC